CUGGAGAUUGAUGCCUCUGCUAGCGCUUUCCCACUCCGUUUUAACACACUCGGUUAAGUCCCGGGCGGAGACGUGCAUGUGCUCGGGCAGUAAGUGGACUGUAGACGCCAGAGUUAAAGACUUCAGGGACGCUCGACUCAGGACAGGAUAGAAGCAAACAGACAGCAUACGCCACAUUUUUUCGUGUUUUAUGCUCUUUAGUUCUUGAAAACAAGUGGAAUCGGAAACAGUGAACGACACAGACAUGUGUAACCGAGCAGGAAGACAUCGGGAGGAUCUGGGCCGGUGGGCUUAGGAGCUCUGCAUGUGCACAACCUAAAAUCCAGUGUUUUUUGCAUCUGAAAGCUUUUAGUUUGAGCUGAGCACAAUGGCAUCCAGUCUUACAUGUGCAGGUGUGGUAUGGGCCCUAUUGUCCUUCCUUUGUGCAGCCACAUCUUGCGUAGGCUUCUUCAUGCCAUACUGGCUACUUGGGUCACAGAUGGGUAAGCCAGUGUCAUUUGGAACAUUCCGGCGCUGUUCCUACCCCGUAAGGGAUGAAGCUCGUGGUGGGACGGUUAUGUUGGAGCAAUGUGGGCGCUAUGCCUCCUUCCAGGGCAUCCCGAGUCUGGAGUGGAGGAUCUGCACGGUGGUGACGGGGACAGGCUGCGGACUGCUGCUCCUGGUGGCUCUCACAGCAAUGAUGGGAUGCUGUGUUACGGAUCUAAUCUCUCGCACCAUUGGACGAGUGGCAGGAGGGAUACAGUUCGUGGGAGGGCUGCUGAUCGGAUCUGGAUGUGCCCUGUAUCCUUUAGGAUGGGACAGUGAAGAGGUCAGGCAGACUUGCAGCAACAGUUCUGACCAGUUCGAUCUUGGUUCUUGUGAGAUCGGAUGGGCUUAUUAUUGCACCGGGGCUGGGGCUGUGCUGGCCAUGCUGUUGUGCACGUGGAUGGCAUGUUUCGCAGGGAAGAAACAGAAACACUACCCUUACUAAACAUGAGGAAGACAAAACAACAGUAGAGGAAACUAUGAACACCACAUAUACGGGCAUGACUUUCAUUCUCCGAUUCAGAGAGCUUGUACAUCCAGUCCGCUUCCCUAACACUUAUCAUAUACAAGGAGACAUGACUGAACGGUGACCUUUCCACGGCAGUUCCCUCUUGAGAUUUUUUCUGUGACCGACCUUUGACCUGCAUUGGAAUCUUUUGCAUUUGAAAUGAUCAAAAAGAAAUGUCAAAUGACGUAUUGACUUUUGACCUUUUUAGUUGAAAAGGACUUACUGUAUUACUCUCAUUUAUCUGUUGUGUUUGUGUAAUAACAGUAUUCUUGGUGGCUUAAGUUGUUGCAUUUUAGUACAUUGUGAUAUUAUAAUAACCUACUCUAUAUAAUGCAUUCAAUCAUGUCCUGUUAUUGACUCAAAUGUCUCCGCUGCAACAAUAUACAUCUCAAACAGAC
Messenger RNA from Rhinichthys klamathensis goyatoka, 1431 nucleotides. It is a transcript of the gene lhfpl6, whose product is annotated as LHFPL tetraspan subfamily member 6. Gene Ontology annotation, cellular component: membrane. The record is from RefSeq and is a predicted model, not a curated record. Bases 368 to 970 code for a protein of 200 amino acids. NCBI's taxonomy places the organism in Eukaryota, Metazoa, Chordata, Actinopteri, Cypriniformes, Leuciscidae. The transcript is spliced from 4 exons.